GUGUGUCGGGGGGUGUGAGUGAGUGUGUCAGGGUGUGUGUCGGGGGGUGUGAGUGUGUCGGUGUGUGCACGCUCCACUCCGGGGCUUUGCGCGAGCCGCGCAUCAGCGGUAGGAGGGGACAGAGCCGCUCCUGGGGCGCACCGGCAGCCCCGGCUCCGCAGGUGCCGCCCGACCGGCACCGGCACCGCACGGCUCGGCCCGGCACAGCCCGCCUCGGCUCGGCUCGGCAGGGAGCGGAAGGGAGCGGCCGGAGCUGUGGCAGCCGCGGGACGGGCCGGCGCGGCCGCUCUAAGAUGUGCCAUGAGCCGCCCGGCCCUGGCGCCGAGCGGCCGCUCCUGAGCCCCGGGCAGCAGCAGCCGCUCCUGUCCCCGCUGCCCCUGGGGCCGUAGGGCCGCCCCGGCCCGAGCCCGACCCAACGAUGCCCCAUCUCUGGCCGGCGCUCCGCCGCGUCCUCUGGGAAUACUGGGCAGCGCUCCUGGUCGGCGGCUUCUGGGGACAGAGCUCGCACGGGAUGCCGCAUGUCAUCCGGAUCGGAGGAAUCUUUGAGUACGCAGAUGGCCCCAACACGCAGGUGAUGAGUGCUGAGGAACAAGCCUUCAGAUUCUCCGCCAACAUCAUUAACAGGAACAGAACUUUGCUGCCCAACACAACCCUCACCUAUGACAUCCAGAGGAUACACUUCCACGACAGCUUUGAAGCAACUAAGAAAGCUUGUGACCAGCUCGCUCUGGGGGUCGUUGCAAUAUUUGGACCUUCCCAAGGCUCCUGCACCAACGCUGUCCAGUCUAUCUGCAAUGCCCUGGAAGUGCCCCACAUUCAGCUCCGGUGGAAGCAUCACCCUUUGGAUAACAAGGACACUUUCUAUGUCAACCUGUAUCCUGACUAUGCUUCCCUGAGCCACGCCAUCCUGGACCUGGUGCAGUACCUGAAGUGGAGGUCGGCCACCGUGGUGUACGACGACAGCACAGGCCUGAUACGGCUGCAGGAGCUCAUCAUGGCCCCGUCCCGCUACAACAUCCGCCUCAAGAUCCGCCAGCUCCCGCUGGACACCGACGACGCGCGGCCGCUGCUCAAGGAGAUGAAGCGGGGCCGGGAAUUCCGCAUCAUCUUCGACUGCAGCCACCUGAUGGCAGCUCAGAUCCUCAAGCAGGCUAUGGCGAUGGGGAUGAUGACAGAAUAUUACCACUUCAUCUUCACCACUCUGGAUCUUUAUGCAUUAGACCUAGAACCAUAUCGCUACUCUGGGGUGAACCUGACCGGCUUCCGGAUCCUCAACGUGGAGAACCCCCACGUGUCCUCCAUCAUUGAGAAGUGGUCCAUGGAGAGGCUGCAGUCAGCGCCCAAGGCCGAACUGGGGCUCCUGGAUGGUGUGAUGAUGACAGACGCUGCCCUGCUGUACGACGCGGUGCACGUGGUGUCCGUGUGCUACCAGCGCGCGCCGCAGAUGACCGUCAACUCCCUGCAGUGCCACCGCCACAAGGCCUGGAGGUUCGGCGGCCGCUUCAUGAACUUCAUAAAAGAGGCCCAAUGGGAAGGAUUAACGGGACGCAUUGUCUUUAAUAAAACCAGUGGUUUACGGACAGAUUUUGAUUUGGAUAUCAUCAGUCUCAAAGAAGACGGCCUUGAAAAGGUUGGAGCAUGGAGCCCUUCAGAUGGUUUGAACAUCACAGAAAUCUCCAAAGGACGAGGGCCCAAUGUCACGGACUCGCUGAGCAACAGAUCUCUGAUUGUCACCACGGUGCUGGAGGAGCCUUUUGUGAUGUUCCGUAAAUCUGACACGGCGCUGUUUGGGAAUGACCGCUUCGAGGGCUACUGCAUCGACCUCCUGAAGGAGCUGGCCAUCAUCCUGGGCUUCUCCUACGAGAUCCGCCUGGUGGAGGACGGCAAAUACGGGGCCCAGGAUGAGAAGGGCCAGUGGAAUGGCAUGAUCAAGGAGCUCAUCGACCACAAAGCUGACCUGGCCGUGGCUCCUCUGACCAUCACUCACGUCCGGGAGAAAGCCAUCGACUUCUCCAAGCCCUUCAUGACCCUGGGGGUCAGCAUCCUCUACAGGAAGCCCAACGGGACCAACCCCAGCGUGUUCUCCUUCCUCAACCCUCUCUCUCCUGACAUCUGGAUGUACAUCCUGCUGGCCUACCUGGGGGUCAGCUGUGUGCUCUUUGUCAUAGCCAGGUUCAGCCCAUAUGAGUGGUAUGAUGCCCACCCCUGCAACCCAGGCUCGGACAUCGUGGAGAACAACUUCACCCUCCUGAACAGCUUCUGGUUUGGGAUGGGAGCACUGAUGCAGCAAGGCUCGGAGCUGAUGCCCAAAGCCCUGUCUACACGGAUCAUUGGUGGCAUAUGGUGGUUCUUCACCCUCAUUAUCAUCUCGUCCUACACGGCCAACCUCGCCGCCUUCCUGACCGUGGAGAGGAUGGAGUCCCCCAUCGACUCGGCAGAUGACUUGGCAAAGCAGACAAAAAUAGAGUAUGGAGCAGUGAAGGAUGGAGCUACCAUGACCUUCUUCAAGAAAUCCAAAAUCUCCACGUUUGAAAAAAUGUGGGCAUUCAUGAGCAGCAAACCCACAGCCCUGGUGAAGAACAACGAGGAGGGGAUCCAGCGAACCCUGACCGCUGAUUAUGCUCUGCUGAUGGAAUCCACCACCAUCGAGUACAUCACCCAGAGGAACUGCAACCUCACCCAGAUCGGAGGGCUCAUCGACACCAAAGGCUAUGGCAUUGGGACACCCAUGGGGUCACCAUACAGGGACAAGAUCACCAUCGCCAUCCUGCAGCUCCAGGAGGAGGACAAGCUGCACGUCAUGAAGGAGAAGUGGUGGCGGGGGAAUGGCUGCCCUGAGGAUGAGAACAAGGAGGCCAGUGCUCUGGGCGUGCAGAACAUUGGGGGCAUCUUCAUUGUCCUGGCAGCAGGCCUGGUGCUGUCUGUCUUUGUGGCCAUGGUGGAGUUCAUCUACAAGCUGCGCAAAACGGCGGAGCGAGAGCAGGCCUCAUGGAGUCCAACCACCACCCAGGAGUCUGAUGUUUACACACUGCAAACAGGCGGAGGUGAAGCAGAAUUGAGCCAACCCCGAGCGGGUGAGGAGGAGCCGCGAGCGUGGCUCCAUCAGCACGGCAAUAAACAGGAACACUCGGUCAGGUGUGAGCACCUGGCCCACACCGACACACACAGCACAUUUUUGGAAUGGGAGAGGCAUCUGGGAAGCCCCAGGAUGGGGGAGGCUGUGCUUGCCCCAGAGCAGCUGGCGGUGGCCCUCACCUCGCGGCUGUGCUGGCCGCAGCCCCCCGGAGCGGGACAGCCACGUGGCAGCAGCGUGGUGGCACAAGGUGACACAAGCUCCUCAGCAGACCCAGGGCAGCUGGCUGGGAAGGGGAAGGUGAGCCUGAAAUGUACCCAAGCUCUGGGCCAGGGAGGGCACAGCGUGGCAUGCACAGGACAUCCUGCACCUCCGAGUGACAGCAACCACGCUCCCCAAGCCAAGCUGCAGCCCAGGGUGACACCAUGAUCUCCAGGUUCUCAGCUCUGCCUCUGCUCUUCCUGCAAAGCUCAGUCUCUCCUGCAGAGAAGCAUGGGAAGCAACCAUGUCCACAGGCUCCAGCAGCAGCAGCAGGAGCAGAGCUGCUUCCAAGAGCCAAAAAUACCGAUUUCCAUGAAAUUCAGCAGUGCUGAACUGCAGCUCCACACUGGGAGGGACUGUGGGCCUGGUUGAGGACUAAGUGCUCUCCAUGGCAUCAAGGACCUGAAAGAUGAAUCUCAGCCAAAGCUGACCUGGGAGAAGCAGAGCCAAGCCUGGGAUUCCUCCUGCUCUGACCACGAACUGCCACCCCUCAGGCAGCCUCUCCAUGGGAUUUAAGCAAACACACACUAAAUUGUUUUUAGGAAAUCUUCCAUGAAUUGACUUCUUAUUUUCAGGUUGCUUAACCCAGAAGGUUGGUCCUGCAGAUGAAUUUAGGCAGAAUUACCAAAGACCCCUCUGCUGACCUAAGGUAACACUCGAGUUACUUCCCUCAGCUCCAUCCCUGCCAGGGGACCUGGCAGCCAGUGGGAUUCAUUCACAAAAUCAAACAAACGGAAAUUCCUCUGCCCACCUUAACCCAGGAUGUCACACAUGUGAUGCAAAGGUGCUUAAAGGCUCUGGUUUAACCACUGGUGGUGUAGAAAACAGCAACACCCUUCCCCUGCAGGGGUAAGAGGGACAGAGACCCUGCAGGACCCCACCUGUGUGGAGGGCAGGGAUGGAGCAGUGCCCGAGCCCUGGCUCAGAGGGUGCUGAGGCCACCACAGCCCUCCUGAGCUCACAGCCAUUCUGGAAAGUUUAUCCUUGCCCAAAGGACAAAACCUGACUGAUUUUGGAUUUUUCCCCACCUCUCCCUCUCCAUGCUCAGUUGGGAAGGUUGUCUCCAGCUGAGCAGAAUUAGCAGAUCAGCUCAAGGGGGAAGAGCUGUUCCCCCACCCCACCAUGGAGCACAGUUUGUCCUUAUUUUGCUUCUUCCAUGAUGUAAAGAAACAACAGAGUGACCCCAAGAAAAGCCAGGUGAUUUGUCAUAUUUUGACUCAAGUAAAGAUAUGCAAAGAAUUUACAUUCAUUUUCACCUUUUCACAAAAAACAUGAAAAAUUAGGGAUGAAAGUUGCCAAUGCAAUGGGCAUCAGAUUCUUACCAGUUUGCUGCACAAAUACCUUGAGCAGAGGACAAGCUGAAGUGUGGGGCAGCUUCCCAAAGCUAAUGACAUGCUUUCUGUAUUCCUUUGCAAAUCCUUAGGCUUCUCAGAGCAGUAGAUUUUAUGUUUUCCUUGCGGAUUUCUAAGCUCUAAAAAAAAAAAAUAGCAGAGAUGCAAACAAAGCCUGAAACUGGCUUUAAAUGUCCAGAGAGUAAAAUACCACAGAAAUCAGCAUUCGUUUUGCUUCUUGGCAGAUUUUUUAAAAAAUAAAUAAAUAUUGCUAACACCACAAACCCCAUUUAUUUAUUGACACCAGCCUGAUUUGAUUUUACUCACAAAUGUAACAGGUGAGCAUCUGGAAUUACUGGUGUACAAACCCUUUUUCCUCCCAUCCCUACACCCCUAAAUCAGCCGCGAACUGCAGCCAAAUUCCUGCAUCUACACCACGGCUUUGUGCUGAUCUCUUGGAACGCUUGACAUCCAACAAGGGAAUGUUCUGCAGCACCCAAAAAAUGCAGAGGGACCCCAGGCUGGUGCAGAGCCUUGCCCCUGGCCCCGCUCACUGUGACCCGAGGGGAAAUGCAGGAUUUCAGCCCCAGCCUUCCUGCGGGACCGGGGGCAGCUUGGCCAGGAGAGCUCCCAGAGCCUCCCCGUGUGCUCCAAAGCCAUUUCUGGUCAUGCCAGAGGAGGAGCAGCCAGCCCAGGGCCUCACAGCCACGUCCUUGGAGGCUUGGGAAGGGACAGACACAAUGACAAAGCCUCAAAGCCUUCCGUGAGCGCGUCCGUGACUGGCGACAACUCAGUCUGGAAUCAUCGGACUUCCAACGCUGUUCCUUCCUUCGCUUGGAAAACUGAGCAGGAAUACAGAAAAAGCAGGUUUGGGUUAUUAAACUGUAUCUAAACUGUCGUCACCUCGGCUCACCAUCCCCUUAUCACUUGCUUUUUCCCUCCAACUCUCCUGUGAGACAGAGCAGGGAUGGCCAGCAGCUUCCCCGGGGUGGAAUUUCUGUUUGGAGUCAACCAACAGCACGUGCCAGGUCUGGUGUGGAGGGGACAGACCCACAGAGAGAUGGAAUAUGCAAAGGGGAGCCAGCUCUGGGCACCCACUGCUCCACCUGGGUGCCAGCACAGAGGCUCUCCAGGAAGGGGACAGCAAAGGGACAUUGUGGGGCCUGGUGGCUUCACCCAGUGCUCACCCCAGCAUCCAGCUCGGGGCUGGCAGGGCAGGGGCAUCCCCAGGCAUUGGCAUCAUGAGCCCUCUGCUCUGUACCUUACUUUGACAUGUUUCUCAAAAAACAAAAAAAAAAUAAAAUAAAAAUUAAAAAAAAAAAUAAA
Zonotrichia leucophrys gambelii is the source of this 5991-nucleotide messenger RNA. It is a transcript of the gene GRIK3, whose product is annotated as glutamate ionotropic receptor kainate type subunit 3. The record is from RefSeq and is a predicted model, not a curated record. Gene Ontology annotation, molecular function: kainate selective glutamate receptor activity; transmitter-gated monoatomic ion channel activity involved in regulation of postsynaptic membrane potential. NCBI's taxonomy places the organism in Eukaryota, Metazoa, Chordata, Aves, Passeriformes, Passerellidae. The transcript has 17 exons. Gene Ontology annotation, cellular component: plasma membrane; presynaptic membrane; kainate selective glutamate receptor complex. Gene Ontology annotation, biological process: synaptic transmission, glutamatergic; monoatomic ion transport; modulation of chemical synaptic transmission. The coding region runs from base 419 to 3502 and encodes 1027 amino acids.